Myotis daubentonii (Daubenton's bat) is the source of this 964-nucleotide messenger RNA. RefSeq names its product MIA SH3 domain containing (gene MIA). Gene Ontology annotation, molecular function: protein binding. Gene Ontology annotation, biological process: extracellular matrix organization. The record is from RefSeq and is a predicted model, not a curated record. NCBI's taxonomy places the organism in Eukaryota, Metazoa, Chordata, Mammalia, Chiroptera, Vespertilionidae.
AGCCCCCACCCUGUCCUUGAAAUGGUUCUGGCUGGGUAGCAGCCUCUAGGUGGUGUGGGCGAAAUUUGGGACUGGUUUAGGGCAGGGACAAGACUAAGAACACAGGAUUCCUUGUACUGCUGUAAAGAGGGAGGGAGGAGGAAAUUGGAGACCCCGUUCCCUGCUUAGUCACUCUCCUGCUCGUAGUCCGUGAUGACUUGGUCCAGGGUGUUCCUCGGUGUCAUCUUGCUGUCUGCCUUCCCAGGAUCUACUGUUGGGGGCCGCCCCAUGCCCAAGCUGGCUGACUGGAAGCUGUGUGCUGAUGAGGAAUGCAGCCACCCCAUCUCCAUGGCUGUGGCUCUUCAGGACUACGUAGCCCCCGACUGCCGUUUCCUGACCAUACACAGGGGCCAAAUUGUGUAUGUCUUCUCUAAGCUGAAGGGCCGUGGUCGGCUCUUCUGGGGAGGCAGUGUUCAGGGAGAUUACUAUGGAGACCUGGCUGCUCGCCUGGGCUUUUUCCCCAGUAGCAUUGUACGGGAGGACCAGACCCUGAAACCUGGCAAAAUCGAUGUGAAGACAGAUGUGAGUGUGUUGGGGGCUGGCAGGUAUCUAGAGGGAGGAUCCUUGGGUUUUGAUAAUGGGCAAAAAGGCUUCUACCUUUGGCUGCCUGGAAGCCUAGCUAAGUUUUCUGCCUCAAUUUUCUCAUCUGUAAAAUAGGGCAUGAUUUCUAAGUCCUGUUGCAGUUGAGAGGUGCAAGAUUACAGGGCUCUGGGCUUUUUGCAUUGCACUUGUGUGGCCAAAAUUGGCCCCUAAGGCCUUUGCUAAAAUCCCUAGAUCCUUUGUGGUGUGACCACUGGUUUUGUCCCCACUGUUUUCCUUUUCUCUUUUCCAGAAAUGGGAUUUCUACUGCCAGUGAGCUCAGCCUACCGCUGUCCCAGCUGUUUAUUUCUUCCGGCUUUAUGCAAAUACAUCAGCCAAAUGCAAA